Clonostachys byssicola is the source of this 1293-nucleotide messenger RNA. Lineage: Eukaryota; Fungi; Ascomycota; Sordariomycetes; Hypocreales; Bionectriaceae. The record is from the annotation of a GenBank genome assembly.
AUGGAGUCUGUCCAAGGAGUUCCCUCUGCCGACCCAGCCACCUUCACUGCUCCCACGUCCUCUGCCAUCACUGAGAACAAGAAUAUCGUGCGCCGCAAGUUGACUGGAUACGUUGGAUUUGCCAACCUGCCCAACCAGUGGCAUCGCAAGAGUGUUCGCAAGGGUUUCAACUUCAACGUUAUGGUUGUUGGUGAAUCUGGUCUUGGCAAGUCCACCCUUGUUAACACCCUGUUCAACACCUCGUUAUACCCUCCCAAGGAGCGCAAGGGACCCAGUCUCGACAUCAUCCCCAAGACCGUUACCAUUGAGUCAAUCAGCGCAGAUAUUGAGGAGGCUGGUGUGCGCCUUCGCCUCACCGUGGUCGACACCCCCGGUUUCGGUGACUUCGUCAACAACGAUGAGUCCUGGCGCCCUAUUGUCGACAACAUUGAGCAGCGCUUUGACGCCUAUCUCGAUGCUGAGAACAAGGUUAACCGUGUCAAUAUCAUUGACAACCGCAUCCACGCUUGCGUCUUCUUCAUCCAGCCCACCGGCCACUCCCUGAAGCCCCUGGAUAUUGAGGUGAUGCGCCGACUUCACACCAAGGUCAACCUGAUUCCUGUUAUCGCCAAGUCAGACACUCUCACAGACGAAGAGAUUCUCAGCUUCAAGGCUAGAAUUCUUGCCGACAUCAAGUACCAUGGCAUCCAGAUCUUCGAGGGCCCUCGAUAUGAGCUCGACGACGAGGAGACGAUCGCAGAGAACAACGAAAUCAUGUCCAAGGUCCCCUUCGCUGUUGUUGGUGCCACCAACGAGAUUGCUACCCCCGAUGGCCGCAAAAUUCGUGGUCGUGAGUACCCCUGGGGUAUCAUCGAGGUCGACAACGAGGAGCACUGUGAUUUCGUCAAGCUCCGACAGAUGCUCAUCCGCACCCACAUGGAAGAGCUCAAGGAACACACGAACAACUUGCUGUACGAGAACUACAGAACCGACAAGCUCAUUGCCAUGGGUGUGUCGCAAGACCCCAGCGUUUUCAAGGAGGUCAACCCUGCUGUCAAGCAGGAGGAGGAGCGCGCCUUGCACGAGCAGAAGCUAGCUAAGAUGGAGGCCGAGAUGAAGAUGGUCUUCCAGCAGAAGGUUGCGGAGAAGGAGAGCAAGCUCAAGCAAUCCGAAGAGGAGCUCUACGCCCGACACAGAGAAAUGAAGGAGCAGCUCGAGCGCCAACGCGCCGAACUCGAGGAGAAGAAGCAGCGCGUCGAGAGCGGACGUCCAUUGGAGAAGGAGGGCAAGCGCAAGGGUUUCUCCUUGCGAUAA